Cladophialophora psammophila CBS 110553 is the source of this 693-nucleotide messenger RNA. RefSeq lists its product as uncharacterized. NCBI's taxonomy places the organism in Eukaryota, Fungi, Ascomycota, Eurotiomycetes, Chaetothyriales, Herpotrichiellaceae. The transcript has a single exon. The record is from RefSeq and is a predicted model, not a curated record. The coding region runs from base 1 to 693 and encodes 230 amino acids.
AUGUCUCGAGAUGCUCAGGAUGCUUCAAGAUAUCGGGUACUUUUCCAAACAUUGCGAGGAACCAGCCCCGAGAGUCAUGGCUUUUGGACUAGACGACCGCUAGACUAUAAUCCGAACGAUAACCAGGAAGAUGUUGCAAAGGGAGCAAAGUUGAAUCCCGGCAUCUCGGGAUUACCUUUUGUACUUGUCGGUGGGGAGGCAUUAUUCGAGAAAACUCGCGGCCGUGAUAUUCUUGAUGCCACCACCAGCACUGGAGGGACGCGCUUUGGCGAGGGCAUUGACGCUGGUGCCCACACGGCCUGCGGGUGGACUUUGCUAGAAAACCGGAAACGACAGACGGAUCUCCCUUAUUCAUUUAUUGUGCCCAUUCUCAUUGGACGACACAACGACAAAGAGUUCGACGCGCGUGUGACUUUGGAGGCGAAGGGUAACACACGCACGGCUAUAGACUGGGUGUUCAACAGGGACCCUGUUGAUGAUCUGGUGCUCUUCAAAUUCGCUGUCGAUCGACUGAGUAAGAUACCCAAGGAAGAAGACAAGAACACUAAGCACACAGAUGCUGGAAAGAUGGCUGCGAAGUCAACAGCACAGAAGUAUGCCAAGGACGAGCUUGGAGAAUGGGAGGCUCGAAUGAACGAACCAACCCAGAUAAUCUGGCGCACUGUUUCUCGAAGGGCUGAGAGGGAGAUCUAA